AUGUCCUCACCUCCGGAAAUCGACUAUGUCUGGACCCCCACAACCGCAACCCGGUGGGAACGGCCCCUCGACGAAGCCGAGCAGUUCUACACCUCGCUCGCCAAAGCCCACGAGGCCACCGGCCGCGUCUUCUUCGCCAUGACCGGCGCGAUCUCCUUUUCCCUUCCCAUGAACGGGACGGGCCGCGCUGAUACGGAGCGCAAUAUGGUGGACGCCCUGCGCCGGGCGUGGCUGCAGCUGCGCUACGACCAACCGACCAUCGCCGCGCGGGUGGAGUAUGCUCCGCCCCAGGGGCGGUGUAAGAAAGUGUACGAGACGUUCUCGGACGCGUACACGCCGGCGGACUGGCUGGGCGAGACGUUUCAGGUCGUCGACGCGGGCGUCACGGGGCAGGAGUGGUGUAACUCUGACCCGCCGGUGCCGGAAUUGCCGACGCUGUUUCUGAUUAAGGAGGAUUCAGGCCCGCACGAGUCGGAAGGGCGCGUGCGCGCGACCGUGGUGCUCAGGGCGCGACAUGAUAUCAUCGACGGGAUGGGGACGCUGAUGCUGUUCGAUAAUCUUUUCCGGCAUGCCGCGCGGGCGUAUGAGACCGGGCCCUCCGGGUAUGCACCACCGACGUUUGGCGGGGAGUGGGUGAACCUGAGUCCACCGCUUCGGGUGGCAGCGGGGAUCCCGGCGCGAUUGAGCUCGGCGCAGGAAGCGCGCAUGCGAAAGAUUUUGGAGUUCAAUGCAACCCUCAAAAAAGGGGCGGUGGAGAUCGCCAGUGUGCCGUUCAAUAGGCAAGCAAGCCUGCCGGGGAGGAAUCAGAGAGUGGCAAUUACGCUGUCCGCGGAGACGACCGCGCGCGUGCUGGCGGCGUGCAAGGCGGCGGCGCUCAGCAUCACGCACGCCUAUCACGCUGCUAUCGCGCUCGGUGUGCGGGACCUCCAGGAGCGGCAGCCCGCGGCGCGAGUGGUUCGGUAUCUCAAUUACAGUCUUAUUAACGAGCGCGGCCACUGCGCGGCGCCGUACAGUACCGUCGCGCAUCCGGCCGCAGUGUACCACUCGGUCUCGGGGCGCGGGCUGGCGGUCGACCUGACUGUUCCUGCGUCGUCGGACUCUAUAGAUCCGGUCUCUAAAGAGACGAGGAGAAAGGAGUUCAUGGACACCGCGGGGACGAUCCGGGAUUUCUACCUUGACAUUCGUGAUGAUGCAGAGCAUAUCCAUCUUGUCCCCUCGUACUGGGCGAUGUCGACGAUCCCUUAUCCGGCCGGUGGGAAGACUCCACCGGUCCCGCCGCGGAAUGAGACGCCGUCUGUGUCGAUCUCCAGCAUGGGGGUUCUGGACCGAGUGGUCAGGCCGAAUCAAGGGAGCUUCGAGCUGGAGGAUCCUUGGGUGACGGGCGAGGAGUUGGGGACCGGCCUUGGGCUGUUUCUCGGAACAUGGAAGGGGAAAUUGACGCUGAGCGGAGCGUACAAUGACGCAUUCCAUGAUAAAGAGGAGGUAUUGGCGUUUCUGCGGCGCUGUAACCAGAGCACGCUGCAAGGUUUGAGCAUUGAGUAA
Aspergillus aculeatus ATCC 16872 is the source of this 1542-nucleotide messenger RNA. RefSeq lists its product as uncharacterized. NCBI's taxonomy places the organism in Eukaryota, Fungi, Ascomycota, Eurotiomycetes, Eurotiales, Aspergillaceae. The coding region runs from base 1 to 1542 and encodes 513 amino acids. The transcript has a single exon. The record is from RefSeq and is a predicted model, not a curated record.